Caenorhabditis angaria is the source of this 902-nucleotide messenger RNA. The record is from the annotation of a GenBank genome assembly. NCBI's taxonomy places the organism in Eukaryota, Metazoa, Nematoda, Chromadorea, Rhabditida, Rhabditidae.
AUGAGUUCAAUUGGUACCGGAUACGAUCUUGCCGCCUCCACAUUUUCACCAGAUGGUAGAAUCUUCCAAGGUAGUCCCAAAAGUUUCAGAAAAAUAAUUAUUGAAUUUGUUUUAGUUGAAUACGCUCAAAAGGCUGUUGACAAUGCCGGAACAAUGAUUGCUAUUCGAGGAAAGAAUGGUGUUGUAAUGGCUGUUGAUAAAGUUAUCACUUCGAAACUUUAUACUGAUGUAAGUUAUAACCUAGUUGGAUUGCCAACUUUCUUUUGCAAGAAGUUCAACGCGCGAAAAUCAUUUGGUAUUGGAAAAUAUGAAAUAAAAUUUCGGAAUUUUAGAACGCCAACCCACGAAUCUUCAACAUUAAUGACAGUGUUGGUAUGGGAAUUGCUGGAAACUACCCAGAUGGAUUCAAUCUUAAGAAUUAUGCCUACGGAGAAGCGAUGAAAUGGUUGAAAGAUUAUCGUGAGCCAAUGCCAGUUAACAAAGUUUCGAACUCGGUUGCUGAAUACGUUCACAUUUUCACAUUAGGAAUCUCGAGACCAUACGGAACAUCAGCUUUCUUCGGAUCAUGGAAUAAACAAGAAGGAGGAAGAUUGUUCCUUGUUGAACCAUCCGGAUUAAACUACGAAUACAAAGCAUGGGCUAUCGGAAAACAUCGACAAGCAGCAAAAGCAGAAAUCGAAAAACUCAAAAUUGACACACUCGACAUUCAAGAUUUAGUGAAAGAAGCCGCUCGAAUCAUCAUUUCAAUCCGUGAUGAGAACAAAGACAAGAAUGUUCAAAUUGAAAUGGGAUGGGUUGGAGAACAAACAAAUGGUAAAUAUGAAACAGUUCCAGAAGAUGUUGUAGCAGCCGCCGAAGAAUGGGCAAAUGCCAAACUCGACGAAGAUGAUAUGGAAGAUUGA